AAGCACCACAAUAAAUGCUCAUCAAGGAUCAGUGGGAAGAGUCUGAACACAUUCUAACCAUAAUUUCUUGAGAAUUUUCUUUUUCUCAUUUCAAGCAUUUUUCAGAGUUUUGGAGUUUAAAAAUGGAAUGCAAUGGAAAGAGAGUUCUAUUAACCUCUAAUGGAGAUGAUGUUUCUGUAAAUGUGGCUUACAAUUUGGCUAAACAUGGUUGCAGGCUAGUGUUGAUGGGAAAUGAAAGCCUUCUGCGAAGUAUUGCAUGUAGGAUAGCUGAUGCUGAUUCUAUAAAAAAUACAAAUGCAAUUGAAGUGGUGAGUUUGGAUAUGGAAGAUGAUAGAGAGGCAACCUUUCAUGGUGCUGUGGAGAAGGCUUGCAACCUACUUGGAAAAUUAGACGCCUUUGUGAAUUUUUAUGCUUAUGAAGGAAAAAUGCAAGAUCCUUUAGAGAUGGCUGAAGAUGAUUUCAAAAAAACAGUAAAAACAAAUUUGAUGGCAGUCUGGUACUUAGUAAAAGCUGUUGGCUGUAAAAUGCGAGAUCAGAGUACAGGAGGGUCCAUUGUACUGAUGACUUCUAUAAAUGGCGCUGAGAGAGGAAUUUACAAGGGAGCUGCUGCGUUUGGUUCAUGUUUAGCUGGAGUUAAUCAAUUAGUGAGGAUUAUGGCAAUGGAGAUCGGGAUAUACCAGAUAAGAGUAAACGGAAUUGCACGUGGCUUGCACAUUGACGAUGAGUACCCAACUUCAGUGGGGAAGGAUCGAUCUCAGAAACUUGCUAAAGAAGUGGUACCACUACAAAGAUGGCUUGAUCCUAAGAAGGAUUUGACAUCAACUCUUGUUUAUCUAAUAAGUGACGGCUCACGCUAUAUGACCGGAACUACAGUAUUCGUCGAUGGAGGUCAGUCUCUGGCUAGGCCUCGGAUGCGAUCUUAUAUGUGAAUUUGCUAUCUUAAACCAAAAACAAGCUAGGCAUAUAUUAAAAUUGUUGGGUACAAGGUUUUUACCAUACAUAAAUAUUAUUUUUAAUAGGAGAUGCAUACUGUUCAAUAGAAAUGUAUUCUUUAUAUCAUUUUGAUGAAUUUGUUGGGUCCUGUAACCUGUGCAUGGAAUAGUUGUUUUAUUUACUAAAGCUCUUACAAUUCUUAGGUAUUUAGAAAUACAGUUUUGGAAAGGAAUUUAGCAAAUGAAAUUCUUCUAAAACUCUAUUGUUUCUUGGAGUUCUACUCUCUACAUUGUAAGGACAAUUAGGAAUCUUUAUACAUCCUCUUUAAUCAUGGAUGGGAAGGAUUAGACUUGAUGUUUAUGAUUAAGGUAUGAUACUUCUGAUCGGGUAAA
Amaranthus tricolor (Joseph's coat) is the source of this 1325-nucleotide messenger RNA. RefSeq lists its product as uncharacterized. The coding region runs from base 123 to 929 and encodes 268 amino acids. The record is from RefSeq and is a predicted model, not a curated record. The transcript is spliced from 5 exons. Lineage: Eukaryota; Viridiplantae; Streptophyta; Magnoliopsida; Caryophyllales; Amaranthaceae.